Messenger RNA from Cervus elaphus (red deer), 3907 nucleotides. It is a transcript of the gene POMK, whose product is annotated as protein O-mannose kinase. Bases 1245 to 2483 code for a protein of 412 amino acids. The record is from RefSeq and is a predicted model, not a curated record. Lineage: Eukaryota; Metazoa; Chordata; Mammalia; Artiodactyla; Cervidae. The transcript has 8 exons. Gene Ontology annotation, biological process: protein O-linked glycosylation; protein phosphorylation; carbohydrate phosphorylation. Gene Ontology annotation, molecular function: protein kinase activity; carbohydrate kinase activity; ATP binding. Gene Ontology annotation, cellular component: endoplasmic reticulum membrane.
CGGGUGCGCUCCGACUCCUGCUUUGCGUUCCGGCCUCCGGCUUUUCCGCAUGCGUAGCGGGAGACGGAGCCCGCGCGGCAGCCUGGCGCUGGUCCUGCCGGGCGCGCUUCCGGCCGCGCAGGCGCAGGAGCCCGCGUGCCUGGCCGGGGGAAGGGACCGCAGAUGGUUUUCAGCAGUGCGUGAGGGGACUUCAGGAUCAUCGAAAGGCUGUUGAGGCGCACGGCUGUCAAGCUGACAAAAAGGUUAAAGGGGUAAUGAUGAGAGUCCAGCGCAGACUCGAAGAUGUGAAUGUGUCCUGAGACUGGCAGCCUUGAGCGGCAGAGAAGAAAGCGAUGUCCCUCCAAAAGAAAACAAAGGAAGCUUCAGCCCUUGUAAGAUCUGAAUCUACCCCUGGAGGUGCAGAGUAGGAUUGGGAGGUGAGGGGCUGCUCCGGUCCGCGGAGCGGGUGGUGAGUGAGAGCGACAGGGCGCCGGCACCGUGAAGAGAAGGAGCGCAGACACGGGGCACACAUCCAUGUGAUGAAAAUAAAAAGCACGCAUGGGAACUCUGAACCUUCAACAGGUGCCCAAGUCACCUGUGUCAACACAGAUGUCUGGACACCACCUCAGAGUUUCUGAUUCAGAAAGUCCAGGGCGAGGACUCAACAACUUGUGUUUCUCAGAAGUUCCAGAUGCUCCUGAUGCUGCCGGUGCAGGGACCAGAGUUAAGCCGCUGACCCACCCACUUGAGGAUGGGGGUUGCUUUUUGGGAGGGAGCAGAACAGGACUGCGAGGGGAAAGAAAAGAGAUCCUGUUUGCUGCGGGGAAUGGACUGGAAAAGAGAAAGCAGUGGUAGAGCCCGUGGGAGAGUGUCGCAGAAGCCCAGGUCACCUUCUAAGAAUCAGGCGUUGGGGGAAGACGCUCCGGAGACUGUGAGGCUGGAUUGGUGAACGAACGGCGUCGUAGAGUCCACUGGAGUCCUGGGAGACGCCUGGAGGGAGGGCUCCGGUGAGAAAGAUGCGGGCCCGCGAUCUCGAGGAUGGCGGCUGUGGGGGAGACAGAGACACGGCCGACAGGCCCAGGACUGCCUUCUGCUCGAACCUGCAGUAGAAAGUCGGGGCUCCGGGAGGAGCCGGCAUCGGGCACGCAGCUGCUUCUCUCAAACCCCGAUGCUCACAGCGGCCCCGGGCCCCUCUGUCCUUCCUGAGACAGGCUGGGCUGUGACUGCGCCUGUCUCCAUCUGAGGGGCCAGCGGAGCGCAGCGCCAUGGAGACGGGGCCCCCGGAGGGCAGGAAGGGGCCCGCGCCCAGGGAGCUGCCCCCGGCCGUGGGGCUGCUGCUGUCCAUGGCGCUCAUGAACGUCGUCCUCUACCUCUGCCUCGACCGGCUCGUCACCGUGCCCCGGGGCCCUGCGGAGCACCCCGGCCGCUGCCCGCCCGGCCACUUCAGCAUGGAGCAGGUGACCACCUGCUCCCCGUGGCUGUCCUGCGAGCAGCUGAGGACGGAAGUGAGGCCGCUGAAGCGCGUCGGGGAGGGAGCUGUGAAGACGAAGUGUGCGCGCACGGCCGUGUGGGGCAGCUGCUCGCCGGCCAGCGGUGGCAGGACAGCUGGCCCAGGGCGUGCGUCGUUUCAGCUCCUGCUGUUCCAGCCAAAGUCACGGAAAAGCAUGACCGUGUUAAAGCGUGUUCCCUGCGUACAGCCAUUCCUAUUUGUGGUUUCCUCUGCACCUUUUAAGGUGUUUCUGUCCGAGUGGAAGGAACGCAAGGUGGCCCUGUCGCGGCUCACCAGGCCGGAGGUGAGAGACGAUUUCCUGCACGGGCUGCAGAUGCUGCGGGCGCUGCAGAGCGAGCACGUGGUCACGCUGCUGGGCUACUGUGAGGAUGACAACACCAUCCUCACUGAGUACCACCCCUUGGGCGCCCUGGGCAACCUGGAGGCGACGCUGAGCCUCGCCAAGUACCGCAGCCUGAACACGUGGCAGCACCGGCUGCAGCUGGCCCUGGGCUACGUGGCCGUCCUCGACUUCCUGCACCGCAGCCCCCUGGGCACGCUGGUCAUGUGCGACUCCAGCGACCUGCCCAAGACCCUGUCCCAGUACCUGCUGACCGCCAACUUCAGCAUCGUGCUCAACGACCUGGACGCCCUGCCGCUGGUGAACCGCAGCUCCGGGGCCCUGGUGAAGUGCGGCCACCGGGAGCUCCGUGGGGACUUCGUGGCCCCAGAGCAGCUGUGGCCCUUUGGAGAGGACGUGCCCUUCCAGGACGACCUCAUGCCUGCGUAUGACGAGAAGACUGACAUCUGGAAGAUUCCCGACGUCUCCAGUUUCCUUCUGGGGCACGUGGAGGGGAGCGACAUGGUCCGAUUCCACUUGUUUGACAUUCACAAGGCAUGUAAGAGCCAGGUGCCUGCAGAGAGACCCACCGCUCAGGCCGUCCUGAACGCUUACCAGAAGGUUCUGAAUCUACUCAGAGACACCGCGACGUCUCAGACUAGAGAGAUGCUGUGAAAGACAGGGUGGUCGCUGAGGGAUGGGAGUCAGGGGACAGCUGGAAGAGCUGCCCCGGUUUUGCCCUGAUGGAAGGUGUUAGCGGCUCUGCCCCGGGUUCUUCCUCUCCUGACCGCCUGGCGGGAGUUGCUGAGCAAGAGCACAUGGGCUUGCUGUGAGCCUGGCUGCAAGCGAAGGGGGAGAGAAGCAGUGAGUCGGACCAGUAUCUGAAGGAAGUAACAAAAAUGAAGCUACAAAGAGGUGUCCCUAACAGCUGAAUCCAUAGGCUUGUAAGAAAUGUGCGUGGAGAGGUUUUUAAGUGGCAGUGUGGGGAAGAGACAAGCGGUGGUUCUUGCUUUGUCAGCUGAGUAUCUGCGGUGUGCUUCACGGUACCAAGGAGACGUCACUGUGUCUCAGGUGACUGCCCAGGGCCACGCCUGUGUCAUCCACGUCCCAGCGAGCUAGCGUGCAUGCUCUCUGAAACCUUGAGUGGAUAAGGAGCUUUGAAAGUAUCGUGUAUGACGGAAAUCCCAUCUGUGUUACUACUGCCUCGGAUGGUGCUUGUGAAAUUCCUCUUUACUUUCCAGCUGGAUAUUUAUUCUGUGCUCAACAUUAAUUAUCGUGAACAUUUUACACCAAUAGUGUCUGUCACUCACUCAUUAAUGGAAGGCGUUGACAGACUUUCCACUUGAGUUGCAUGAUUGAAUCCUUCAGAAAGCUUUCCUUGGUCUCUGUCAUCCUCAUUUGCAGGGGAGGAAGGAUUUGGUACAUAUUGAUCACUACCAAUAAGGGGGUCAAAGCUGGCAUUGAGGGCAGAAAGGCUGUGUGCAGGCCUCGUGGUCACCGGAAUUACAGAGAGCUGGCCCAGCCCCGCAGUCUCGGACUCAGUGUCUCGGUGGAGUCUCUGCAUUUCUCACUGGUUCCCUGGUGAUGCAGGCAGUGCUGCCGGUCUGGGAACCACAUUUCGAGAACCAUUGUCCUUACCUAUCCAGGCAGUAGACAGGGCGUGUGAUCAGUAUUAUCCUUGUUCUACCUCCCAUGGUGAUUGAGUCCUGGGAGUCCUAUGGUUGGUCAGAGAAUACGCUUGCCCAGAGUAUAUUAACUGCUGCUCUUAGUUUUAAACAUGCUGCCAGAACCCACGAGGAUGGCUGUAAUCAAAAGAAUGGACAGUAACAAAUGUUGGCAAGGAUGUAGAGAAUUGGAGCCUUCAUACGUUGCUGGUAGUAAUAAAAUGGCCCGGCUGCUUUGGGAAACAGUCUGACCGUCCUCAAAAGGUCAAAAAUAGAGUUACCGUGACCCAGCAGUUCCAGUUCCCAGUAUUUACCAAUGAGAAUUGAAAACAUGUCCAUAAAAGAACUUGGACACAAAUAUUCAUAGCAGCAUUAUUCAUCAUAGACAAAAGAUGAAGAUGUCCACCCGCUGGUGAAUAGAUAAAAGAAAAUGUG